This is a messenger RNA of Puntigrus tetrazona (Sumatra barb), 940 nucleotides long. RefSeq names its product lecithin retinol acyltransferase-like. Lineage: Eukaryota; Metazoa; Chordata; Actinopteri; Cypriniformes; Cyprinidae. The record is from RefSeq and is a predicted model, not a curated record. Gene Ontology annotation, biological process: retinol metabolic process. Gene Ontology annotation, molecular function: phosphatidylcholine-retinol O-acyltransferase activity.
CCUUAGAAUAAAAAGAAGCGGGGAAGAGGACCCCGAGCAGCGCUGCAAAAUGUUAGAUUCCCUCGCUUUGCUUUUGGAGAAAACCUUUCUUCUCGCGCAUUUCAACUUUUUCAGCCCGGCCCCGUCCAAGCAGGAACGAUGCGCAAAGCGCCGCGAGGACGGCGCUUGCUUCCAGCGCGGGGAUCUGCUGGAGGUUCCGCGCACUUUGUUCACUCACUUUGGCAUUUACCUCGGCGACGACAGAGUCGCGCACCUUAUGCCCGACAUACUGCCGGUUCUGACGAGCAACGCCUCUCAGAUCCAGAAGGUUGUGACGAACAAGAGGUUGCUGCUCGGCGUGAUCUACAAGUACGCCUCGGUGCGGGUGGACACGGUGGAGGAUUUUGCCUACGGAUCUCCGGUUCUGCUCAACACAAUGGAUACUGCCCUGAGGAGACAGCCGCUGGCCGCCGAGGAGGUCGCCAGGAGAGCUGAAAAACUUAUCGGUCAUUCCUACAGUCUUUUGUGGAAUAACUGCGAACAUUUUGUCACGUACUGCCGCUACGGGACAGCGGUCAGCGUGCAGACGGAGCAGUUCUGCGAAAAUUUAAAAUCGGUAAUCCGGGACCAGAGGAGCGUUCUUCUGACCACUUUCAUCGGAAUGCUUUCCAUGUUUUUUCUUGGAAUAGCUCCGUCCACCGCACUUCCAACCUUUAUCAUUCCUUUCAUCUUGUGGAUGGCUGGAUGACACUUCAACUCUGAACGCCUAUAAACUAUUUACCUAUAAAAAAAUAUUUUUGGCUUUGUUAUAGAAUUGCUAACUUAAUCCUUUUCAUUGUUUUUUACCUUGAUGUACCCUAUUAACAUUUUUACUUUGUUGUAAAUACUUGGUUUUUAUGACACCCUUUUUCUGAAAACAUGCUGUACAGUUUUAGCAAGUAAAUAAAUAUGUUCAAAUGGC